AUGGAUGGCGAUUCUUGUAACUCACUGCUCUUUCACGAUAAAGACUUUUCGUGUGACUUACUCAAAGAGCUGAACAGGUUGAGAGAAACCGGUUUAUUAACAGAUGUUAUCAUUUGCACUGAUGAUUGUGAGUUUCCAUGUCACCGCAAUGUGUUGGCUUCAAGUAGCCCCUAUUUCAAGGCCAUGUUCUGCAACAAUUUUAGGGAGAGCAUCCAAGAAAGAGUGACUUUAAUGGGCAUCAGUUCAGACACAUUUCAUCGGAUAAUCACAUAUGUUUAUACUGGAGAUAUCCUUAUCACAGUUGAUAAUGCAUUCCAUCUCAUUCAAGCUGCUUCAUUACUCCAAUAUGAUACAUUGCUGGGAACAUGCUCUAAAUUCCUCCAGAACCAAAUGACUCCUCAAAACUGUUUAAGCAUGAUUUGUCUUUCUGAAUUUUUUAUUUGCAAGAGCCUUACAGAGAAAGCUAGACAAAUGGCUUUGCAAUGUUUUAAAGAGGUAUCCCUAUCAGAGGAUUUGAAGGAGCUCUCUGCGUUGGAAUUGUUGGACUACCUCGGAGAUGAUGACCUUUAUGGGGAAGAGGAACAAGUCUAUGAGACCCUGAUGGCUUGGAUCAGACACGAUGUCCAAGAGCGAAAGUGCUACCUGCAAGAAUUGUUUACAAAAGUCAGACUUGAAUAUGUUCAUCCAAUGUUUCUUUUCCAGUUCAUUGCCAAUGACCCCCUUAUUCAGUCCUCCCUGUCUUGCCGAACCAUGUUGGAAUCUGCCUGUAGAGUGAUAUUUUCUUUGAACCAAAAUAUUUCUCCAGACAUUAAGUCCAUGUGGCAUGUCCCACGACGCUUUUCUCAUCAAGAAUUCCUUAUAAAUGUUGGAGGCCGGAAAGACAGCCAGCAGACCACCAGAGAUGUCUUGUUGUACAAUGAAAAGUCUAACCAGUGGCUUAGGCUAGCCAAGCUACCGCUACGUCUUUACAAGGCUACAGCAGUUGGUCUGCACGGUAGUGUCUAUGUGCUUGGUGGGUUGUCUAUGGCCAACAAGGACAAAACAGUUACUUCAAGCGUGUAUAUUCUUUCUCUCAAAUUAAACCAGUGGAGGAAAGGAGAGCCUAUGCUUGUUCCAAGAUUUUCUCACCGAAGCGUUGGAUACAUAAACUAUAUAUUUUCAAUUGGGGGAAUUGGUGAGAAACGAGAAAUACUCAACUCAGUGGAAAGGUUUGAUAGCAUUUAUAAUACAUGGGAGACCAUGGCCAGCAUGCCAGUUGCUGUCCUUCAUCCGGCUGUAGCUGCCAAAGACCAAAGAAUCUACCUCUUUGGUGGAGAGGACGUCAUGCAGAAUCCUGUUCGGCUUAUACAGGUUUACCACAUUGCAAGGAACACAUGGUUCAGGAUGGAGACCAGGGUGGUGAAGAAUGUCUGUGCUCCAGCGGUAGUAAUCGGUGAUAGGAUUAUAAUAAUUGGAGGUUACACAAGGAGAAUAAUUGCCUAUGACACGACAAAGAACACAUUUGUGAAAUGUGCAGACAUGAAGGACAGAAGGAUGCACCACGGAGCUACUGUUCUACAAAAUAAAAUCUAUGUGACGGGAGGUCGGAGCCUGACUGUGAACAACGCCAUUGAGGAUUCUGACUCUUUUGAUUGUUAUGACCCUGAAACAGACACGUGGACCUCAAAGGGAAAACUGCCUAGCAAACUCUUUGACCAUGGCUGUCUCACUCUUCAGUGUAUCCCAACAAAUUUACAAUAG
Messenger RNA from Nanorana parkeri, 1740 nucleotides. It is a transcript of the gene KLHL38, whose product is annotated as kelch like family member 38. NCBI's taxonomy places the organism in Eukaryota, Metazoa, Chordata, Amphibia, Anura, Dicroglossidae. The transcript has 3 exons. The coding region runs from base 1 to 1740 and encodes 579 amino acids. The record is from RefSeq and is a predicted model, not a curated record. Gene Ontology annotation, molecular function: protein binding.